AUGCGAGACCACACCAAGCCUCGCUGCUUUAUCGAGAGCAAGCUCAAUCUUGUCGUCGGGAGCCCGAAACACUUGGCCAUCGUCAUCGAUGGCGACGGCGCCGCCCAGAUUGUCUUCUCCGGCAGAUGGGCGGACGGUAGGGGCUGGCACGGCAGCGGAUAA
This is a messenger RNA of Ectocarpus siliculosus, 162 nucleotides long. Lineage: Eukaryota; Phaeophyceae; Ectocarpales; Ectocarpaceae. The record is from the annotation of a GenBank genome assembly.